Symbiodinium natans is the source of this 7674-nucleotide messenger RNA. Lineage: Eukaryota; Dinophyceae; Suessiales; Symbiodiniaceae. The record is from the annotation of a GenBank genome assembly.
AUGACCGUCUUAUCAUGCAGAUUCAUUGGGCUUUGGUGCAUUUGGCUGUGGCUGUUCACAUUUCCCCAUGUAGCAAGGGGUCUAGAUGGUCGCCAACUUCAGCUGGACACACCAGCGGGACCUCCGCAAAAGAUCGUGAUCUCCAAUGAGUCUCCUAUUCCAGAUGCCUGGGUAGUUCACGAGCUGGAGCUCUUCUUUGGAUUUUGUCAUGAGGAUCGUCCAGUAGAUUCAUUUCUGACCAAUAUCUGGAGUUCUGGAACCCGGCGCGAGAAUGAGGAGGCGACCGAGGCUUUCAGGGCAUUCGAUGGAAGUUUGCAGACGAACUGGACAGCAGACUGCAGGGAAGUUCUUGGAGGUUGUGCUCCUCUCGAGGCGUACAUCGGCCUUGAUGUGCGAAGUUCGCCAGAGUAUGGCGAAGCAUGGACAAAUAAAGAUGAGCCUUUCAACAUCUCAAGUCCAUUCAUGGAGAAGCUGAAGGUGCGCUGCAUACGGAUUUUCCAAGACCCAAAUCCGCUGCACAAGUCUGACAUCAUUUCAAUUCGAGAAGUCUGGGCAGACACGAGUACUGAAACCGAAGGUGACUAUGUUUUUGUUACUUUACAAGUCCUGGAAGCUGUAAGUGCUGGAAUUUGGUCGAGGAGACCAAGUUUUGAAGACAGCGCAUGGAGGAUAGUUAAUCUGUGGCCAACGGAAGAUCCGCUGACCCUGACUGAGUUGCAGUUCUUCAAAGAUGACCUGUGUUCUCUUCAAGUCUAUGGAGCUCCCUUUUCCUCAGGUAGCCUUAAUCCACUGACGCAAGGCGAGCUGCAGGCGAUAGACUUGAAUUUAGAGACAAAUUGGCGUGCUAGCUGCAAUGCGGAUACAGGUUGCAGCCCCCUGGAAGCGUUUAUUGGAUUCGACUUCGGCGAUGAAAAAGCGGUUGUGAAGUGUGUUCGACUCUACCAGUACAUGCCAAACCCCUUGGCCAUCAUAAGAGAGCGGCCGUCCUACUCGAGGGGCUUCGAUUUGCAGCACUGGACUGGUAAAAACUGGCUCUCAAAGGAGCGAUUUUGGGAUCCCGGUUUCUUACCACAAGUCGUCAAUCCUGAGUGGCUGCCAACGAUAAUUACUCCCUUCUUUGGCGGGGCACCCGGAGUUUGGGAAGAUCUGAGACCUCCGAACAGGACUGCAUGGCGCAUUAUGAAUGAUGACUGGACCAGUGCCGAAUGGCGUGUCCAUGAAUUGGAGUUUUAUGAAUCAGAAGCUUGUGCUGGUGCGAAGCUUGAAGGAGAGCCUCUGGACAUGGCAGGCCCCACCAAUGCACACAAUGCAGCGCUGGCUUUCGACGGCGACACAAGCCAUAACCUAGCGUGGCAGUCGCAUUGCAUGGGAAGCUGUGUUCCAUAUGAGGCUUGGCUUGGCUUGUACAUGCGACCCGCGAGCGCGGGACUUGUGACCUACACUGGGCCGCAGGUGAGAUGCCUUAGGCUGAUGCAAAGCCGAUUUCAGCAGCACACGGCGGCUUCCAUCAUCUUGAGCCGGUUCAUGGAUGGGCGCUGGGAGGGCCAGGAGACGCACCGCUUCAUCGGAGGCGGCACCUGGAACCAAAGGCCGGCGCCACCUUGGACACAGUGGAGGAUCUUGAACGAUGGCCCCAUCAUAGGGCAGUGGCGGAUCCACGAGCUCGUCGCUUUCAAGGAUCCUUUGUGCAUUGAUCCAGUGGAAGGCGGAAGCCCGCUAGCCAGUGGUUAUUCGGUUUUUGCAGAAGGCCCUGACAGGCUGUUCGAUUUGAAGGAGAACCCUCCAUGGGGUGCUGAUUGCACGCAGUGCAACAUGUCGCGUGGCUAUUGGAUUGGCAUGCAGCUGCCUCUUGAGACAGAAGAUGCCAAUGCAGGCCUCGCACUUUUGCGCUGCAUCAAGCUCUGGCAGAGUGCGAACGUAGAACAACAGGCCGCAGGACUGAAGGUGGAGCUGUGGAAUGGUAGGGACUGGACCAUGUCUACCAUCUCGGCCUCAGGCUUUCUGGAUGGAGGUGGGGGUGGAAUUUGGUCGCGCCAACCAGCGAGCCACAUGACCAAGUGGCGUCUGCGACCCAACUUGGCGUUUGAUGCUCAUUGGCGCGUUGAAGAGAUUGAGUACUUCGCUGAUUCGCUCUGCUCGCAGCGAGUUAGGACGUUCAACUCGGGAAGCGGUGGCGCUGGCCUGUCAGUCUCUGGAUUUGUCUCGGCAUUGGCGGCCUUUGACCUUGCAGGGCGGCCUCCAAUGUGGUCAGAGGCUGAGUUGGUUGCAGAUGGAGACGAGACCACCUUUACGCUUGUCUCCCAUAAGCCAAGCCUGGGUCGCCCAGCAUGGGUUUCAGUGGAUUAUCUGUCGGAAUCCAUAUUUGUGCGGUGCGUUCGAAUCAGGCAGGGCCCGCUGCCAGUACAACAUGCCUUCUCCGUGCAGCUUGAAAUUUGGGAUGGUGAGAAGUGGGGCAGCGAUCCCGAGAUGUCGCCAGAAGAGGUGACUUUGGAGGGUUUGGGAGGAGGUGGCUGGCAAAGAAGGCCUGCGGCAGCCAACACGAUUUGGAGAGUCGAGAAUUUGGACUUUGUAUCAGAAGGCUGGGUCCUGAGCGAGCUGGAGUUUCACAGUGACCCUUCCUGUGCCGGGGAUCGGCUUUCUGGAGAACCUACCGCAAGUGGCUUCGUUCCGCCGGAGAGUGAGCAUGGCCCACAUCUGGCUUUCGAUCGAAACCUAAAGACUGCCUGGGUCUCUCAGUGUGCAUAUGUCGAGGAAGCAGACUUGCCCCUGGGAUAUGAGUGGACAGGUCUUCCGGUCGGCUGCAGCUCAUUACGAGCAUGGAUUGGGCUUGAUCUGGGUGCUGGUUCGGCCGAGAUGGUUGAAUGUGUGAGGCUCAUUCAAAGCGGUUACCAGCACAUGCAGAGCGCAAGAGUGGGCCUCUCCAAGUGGGACGGCAAAGGAUGGCAGAGGACGAUGGAGCUUUCGGGUCUGGGUGGCAGUUCUUGGGAGCAGAGGCCCGCGGCUCCCAACACCAUGUGGAGAGUUGUGCAUCGAAAAACGCGGCCUGGUGUAUGCCGCAAUCAGCUCAGCAGGAUCAACCGGCGUAGCUGGGGUGUGGCAGACUUGGUCUUCUUCAAAGACGAAACGUGUGUCGAGGAGAUCCCCGGUGGAACAGCCAUCUCAUCCGGUAGCAUUGAUUUCUACAGGGAAACGGUUGCCGAUCCCCUGGAUGGCUACAAUGCCAGCAACAGCCGAGACGACGACAUGCUUACUACAUGGGGUGCGAACUGCAACUUUGGGUGGAAGCCGUCUGGUGUUCUUGGUACACAGGACUCUACACGUGUGAACUGCACAGGCGCUUGGCUGGGCGUCGCUUUUCUUUCCAAGGCCGUCGAGGUUCGUUGCAUCAAGAUGGUGCAGAGCAGGCUCGAGUCAAGCAUUUGUUGCGAUCCGGCCUCCGAAGCUGAGCUUCAACGCUGGAAUGGCUCUGACUGGAUUGAGGCCACGUGGAUUAGGGACCCACCGCCUGCAGCAGCCCCAGGUGAGCGGGUCCAGACGGAACGAACCCAUCUUGGUGCUCAGUUCAAAAGUCUUGGAGAAUGUCCUCCGGUCCUAUCUGACAAAAGGAUUGAGCUGGAAACAUUAGAUGAGUGGCGUAACAGAAGGGAGAGCGACAACUGCGUCAUUCAACUCACCGGUGCAACAAGCUUGAUGGGAGAUUCUGUUUGCGUCACUCACAAGACCUGCAGUCGCAAUUUUGGCGACGAAGGCGACUGUUGCCCCAUGGGCGACCCCAAGUUUGCCAUCAGUCGAUGUUGUUGUGAUUUCAUCAGCUCCGAACAGAUCUUCAACGAUACUGACGCUGCCGUUGAAUCUGAUGACUUGCGCAUCAAGUUCAACUUUGAGUAUGCCACCAUUUGGCUGUCAAACCGUCUUCCAUGGGCCGGCUUGGGGAUCACCGUCCUAGCAUACUUCUCAGCACUUGGCUUGCCGAAAGACGUCCGUGAGCGCAUCACGGAGUGGUGCCACACACCGCCUGCACGGAAGGGCCUCCGUCUCUGGCAGCGCAGGGUGAUUGCAACAUUUCUGUGGCCUGCAGUCGAGUGGAGAGACUUCUUGGCCCACAGCGAUUCGUCCUUUGCGCGUUUGUCGCGUUGGUUUGUGCUGCCGAAUGGAGAGCUGCCGAGUCCGCUCGAGCUGCACCGAGGCCUUCUCUUCUUACUUUUCGGAUUCCUCUUCGCGGGCAUGGCUCCCUGGAUGGGCAUCGGAAUCAUUUGCGGUGAGGGCGCCCUUCGGGGCCUCAUUGGCGUAAGUGUGGUCAUCCGAUGGUUCAAGUCUAAAUACAAUCCGCUGGACUUGCGAGACAUGGCCUUGCGCAGGAAGAUUACAAGGGUGCGCAUGAAAACCGACGAAGACACCGCAGACGGCGUUGAUGUGGGCAUGGGCUGUGCGGUGGCCUUUGCCGCGUCACUCGUGUAUUUCCUGAAGUUCAUUUUUGACAUGUUGAUCCUGCGGGCACAGAUGAUAUCCAUGGGCAUCAUCGAAAGCAUUGAGGCGAGCCUCAUUGUUGACAUUUUUCCUGGCCUUCUUGAGCUUCUUCGGGAACCUGGCAUGCUGAUCUACCAGAUGAUGGACACAGCUUCCCAGGGAGUCUCUGUCGCGCUUACCUUUACCAUAGGCAUGCCCCUGUGCGAGGGCUCUUGUGUCCUCGUGGGUUCGGUUGGCUUGGUGGCUGUGCUUGUUUGUGCGAUGCAGUGGCUCAACUACGAUCUCUUCGGGCUCUUCGUCGCCGCGCGUAGCAUGUCAAGAUCAACCCGGCCGGAAUGCCAGCGCAUCUUCGCGCAGUCCUCGAUCAUGGGCAUGUUGGGGCUGUCCUUUGCCAUCAUCCAGCUCUCCAUGGUGCUCUUCACUCGUGCCCUGCUGUUCGCAAACCCUUUCCAGCAAACUGUGUGGAUGUGUGAGCACGAUGACACCCUGGCACUCUACAUGGGGCGAACGCUACUCUUCCUGAGCGCUUCGGGAGGCAUCGUCUUCGUGUUCAUUGCCGUCAACGGCCACUUCAUGGGCCAGGACUACUUGCUCGAGCGCGUGGGAAGGUUCCUGGCCAUCGACCUGGAUGGCUUGGAUCCCGAUGGGACAGGGCCCGGCGGCGGAAUUGUGCGGUGCAACGUCUUCUUCGCUGCAUUCCCCACACUCUGCGGCUUGUGGUUGGACUGGUGGAACAUAGAGGCCUUCCUGGUUGCAGAGAGGGCGCGGGUCUACGCCGAAGUGUUGUGGGAUCCUCAACCAUGCAGAACAUGUGGAAAGAUCCACACGCCAUAUGACCUGAUGAUGACCGCCACAGGUCGAACGAUCAGCAUUACUACCCAGAUUGUGCCUUAUGGUGCACUACUGGGCAAAGCGUCCGAGUACCUUAAUGACCCUCCUUUCAUUUACUGGGGGAAGAAGCUUACAUGCAUGUCUGCCUCCAGAGCACCAGAAACGGCCAGACCUCAAAUCAGCAAGAAGAAGAUUGUACCCAACUUGUUCCUCUAUACUGCGGAAUUCUUGACGCUUCUCAUUGAAUACGUGGUACCAGUGGUCAAGCGCAUUAGCAGCGUUUCGAUUUACAUCUGUUGCUUGCUAGGCACGUUCACACUGACAGAGAAGAAUCUGGUGGAACAGGGACGAUUUGUUCUUCAAACAGGCUUCAUGUGUGCUACAUUCAAAGGCUUGAGUGCCUACCUUCUGGAUCCUUUGUUGAGCUUUCUGCUUGGAGCACUCUAUCGCACUCUGGAGGCAGUAGAAGGUAUCCAGAAUGCCAAGAACUACAUUCCUCGAACUGUUGUGGGUCAGGUCAUUGCCGGUGGGCCGGUGGCCAUCCUCAUAACCAACAGUGCCAGCACGAAUGGAUGGGCUUCCUUUGCCGACGGCUUGAUCAUUGGAUGCAUCGCAGGAUAUACCACAAGCAUGUUGACAUUGGCGGUGAAUGCCUGCUUAGAGCGAAGCAGCCCGCAGCCUGGGGAUCCACCUCGCAGGGCAGUCGUUCCGCUGGUUGUGAAAAUUCUCUACUCGUUGACAGUGGGAGUUGGUGUUGGAGUGGUUUCCCUCCGUGAUGAACGCACGAACACGCUCACAGCCUUCAGAGACAUCCUCGCUUACAAGGAUGACAAGGCAAUGGUAACGGUUCGUGGUGCGGUUACAGGGGUGGUUCUUAGUGCUGCUGCGCAGUUCGUGAGCUUGAAGAUGGUGCUGCUCGAGAACCGUCCAUACAAAGAGGACGAUGGCCCUGGCCCACGCAAUUGGCGGGACUCGCCCACCCAGCGAGUCCUCAGGACUGUGCGUCAGCUUGGGGGCGCCGUGGGUGUUCCUUUGUCAGGGCUCAUUGGGAACGUGGUGGCGGAGGCUGCUUUUGGGCCGAGCGUCGAGAGUAGUAUAGUGAGCAGCACAGUGAAGGCACUAUUUGCUCUUGGAGUUGGAAACUUCUCCGGCAUCGUCUUGGCUUUGGCUGUCAAUAAGAUGCUGGACAAUCCUCCCCAACUUGCAGGCUUCUUCACCUUCUUGGGUGUAGCUGUUUUGGCGGCCGAGUGGAACCCUGUGUUUGGCUUUACAGCAGCGGUUGUCUUUGGCUGCGCAGUUGGAAGUGUUUUCGAAGAGUUCGUUGCUCGCUCUGUCAUGCGCCAGGAACUUCUCCGACGCGAUGCUUGGAACGAGGUAGAUGACGAUUUCAUCAAUCAGGCUGCGCUAAAGCAACUGUCGUACGCCGAUUCUGAGCAUGAGACGAACAGCGAGUUCAUCGCGGCACCACCAACCCGAGACGAAAGCCUUAUGAUUGCCUUAGAGGCUGCGUCUGCCAAAGCUCAAACAGCCGACCUUCUCCAACAAGCGCGCUUGCGCAGGGGGGCAUCAGAAGCCAGCGUCGACGACGGGCUGAGAGCAUCUGCAACAGCAAUCAUUGAAGACGAUGCCGAGAGAUCACAGCCAAGUGAGAGGCGCAUCGAAACCUUCAGCAGUGGCCCACAGCUGCAGAAUGUUCCAGAUCACUUGGCCGUGGAUCUCGAUGACGAAGAGGAGGAAGGUUCUCUGGGCCCAAAUCAGGGUGACAUCUCAUCUCGCACCAUCAGUCGUUCAAGCCUUAUAAGAGCUGAGCAAGCAAAUCAAGCGAAUCAAGCGAAUCAGGAAGAAGAAGAGGCCUCUGAAGAAGAGGAGGAAGAGUCGCCGUUUGAAAAGAUGCAAUUGGCCAUUCAGGCCCAGUUGUCUUCAAGGACGUACACUUCUGGACCACCCACUUCGCGACCUGAUCUGAUGCAGCCACCGCAAGAAGUUGGUAACCCUGGGAACUAUGAGGAUGCAGCUCUAGAGCAAGAUCUCUUCAACCGAUGGGAGAGAAAAUCAAGAAGGACAGCUGACACCGUACCCCGCAGUCAGCAGAGAAUCAACAUCAGCAACAUGUCAAGACCAAAGCCGAAGCCAUCACCUUCACGAUUAAGGCCUGUUUCAAAGGCAAAGUCCGUGCCCGAGAAGCCGUCAUUGCGAUCAUUGAAGCAGUCCUCAACCUUCGCUUCCAUGGUGUCGCAAGACUCCUUACAGGUCCAGAGUCCUGUUGUCGCAAGGCGCACAGAUGGUCAGCAGUUAAGCCUGAUGAACGGCCCGUCGCAGACUUCGAGAUCAGCGCGCAGCUUGCGCAAUGAUGAUACCCGUGAAGGUCCAUCAUGA